GUGACAACCCAGCACCCGGCAACGGUGCAAGCAACCUGCCGAGCCCGGGGUCCGCUGCCGUCAUGCACCCCCCAGCUCAGUCGUCGCCCACCACCCACCAGAAACCAGCCACUACGACCCAGCGAACACCCUGCUAUAAGCCAAGAAGCUCACCGCGAGCGCUACACAUACCCAAGGCCAAACCCCACCCCUACUAUCAGGCACAGACAGGGAGCCACAGCAUCUUACCCCUCCCCCAACAGCAUCACGGAAGUGAGCCUGCCAAAGACAGACAGAGCAUCCCUCCCUUACCCCCGCCCCCUCGCAUCUAUAGCACAAGCCAACAACCAACCACAGAGACCAGUCUACCAGACCCCGCCCCCCCCCCAACCCAGACAACACGCAACACCGAAAGAGAAACAGAGUACAGGCAAGCCGAACCAGCACGGCAUAGCCACCGCCUGUGCAUUCACUGCAAGGAGCCCGCGAUGAUUCCGCUAGCCCAAUCAGCCCGCACUGCUCGACACGAUAGGAUAUAUAGCCAGGGGCGCGGAACAUGCUACGCUCGGGAGACGCGGGUCCCUUCCAUGCACUGCUCCCUGCGACUACAGAAGCAUAAGCACAAGCAUGCCUCUAUGCGCACGUAGCAUGCAAGAAAAGACGUUCGAGAUGAUAAUGGUGGACCGCUGGGUAUGAAUCCUAAGGCAGGGUUGAUCGAUGCUAUCGAGAUCCUCAAGAGGUUGCAGCACUUGUCCAACCCGAGCUGUCGAGCAGGAUGAAAGUGGGGGGUGGCCGUGAAGCAUGCCAAAAACGAGAUAAACGACGACUGGGAAUGGUGAUGGACCGGGAAGGUGGUCAAGGGAACGUGAUCACUCGACUAGCAGAACCUUCGGUGAUCAUGAUUCUUCAAGUGACACGAACAGAGUGUAAGUUUUACGAAUCAAGAGGUGACGAGGACAACUACAUUCUACGGGUGG
Messenger RNA from Aspergillus japonicus CBS 114.51, 956 nucleotides. RefSeq lists its product as uncharacterized. Bases 63 to 626 code for a protein of 187 amino acids. The transcript has a single exon. Lineage: Eukaryota; Fungi; Ascomycota; Eurotiomycetes; Eurotiales; Aspergillaceae. The record is from RefSeq and is a predicted model, not a curated record.